AGUGACAUUUGUCGUGUGUGUGUAUAUUCACCGCGAGUGCAUUGCGGAUAUUUUACUUGGGAAAAAAAAAAAUUUUUUUUUAAAAAAUACAAUUUUCAUAAAAAUAAUUCCUUUCACCCAAAUUUUUUUGUUUUAAAAAAAAAAAAAAAAAAAAAUUUAACACUUUUUCUCACUGUAUUUUACAUUCGCUUUGUGCGCUACUGUAUAUAUUUAGGUAUAGUGUAUGUGUAUCUUGGAUUUUUUUUUCUCAUUUUUGAAAUUUCGCGCGCUUCCCUUGGUCUAUAUUAUAGUGGGCGAGUGAGAUAACGCGACGACGCGCUUUAAUGCCCGACAUAGUGGCUGGAAAAUUUAUCAAUACCAGCGCACCUAGUCGACGACAGGGUCGCUUCGAGUAGUCCGCGCUCCAAUUAAAAGCGCUUAAAACCAAGAAAAAACAGAGACGAAAACAUGGCAUCAGAAGGUGGGCUUGCGCCAGAUGCGGCAGGAGGUGCAGGAAGCGAUGGAAUCGUCGGAGGUCCAAGAACACCCCAACAGAUUGCAUCGCAAAAACGAUUACAGCAAACGCAAGCGCAAGUCGACGAAGUUGUCGAUAUUAUGAAAACAAAUGUCGAAAAAGUUCUCGAACGUGAUCAAAAACUCUCAGAACUUGACGAUCGAGCUGAUGCGUUACAACAAGGAGCGUCGCAGUUUGAACAACAGGCUGGUAAAUUAAAAAGGAAGUUCUGGUUACAAAAUCUAAAGAUGAUGAUAAUUAUGGGAGUCAUCGCGCUGAUUAUAUUAGCCAUCAUUGUUUCUAAAUUCACACCGGAUUCACCGCCAGUUGCACAGCCACCCAUGUACCAAUAUCCACCACCGCCACCACCUCCAGGACCAGCUCCUGCUGGUGGCAAUCCACAAACAGCACCGGCUGCUUUGGUUGACACUACAAAUCUCCAACAUGGAGUUCGCAAUUUUAUCUAAAAAAAAAAAAAAACCCUCCCCUUCUCAACGAAAACUAUUUGAAAAUAUUGUCAAAAAAAAAAUUCUUGAUAAACAAAACAAAAAUAUAUUAACUUCCCUCUUUGGAAUUUACUAUUUUCAAUUAUUCAUAAAAAAAAAAAUAAACAAAAUUUACCUCAAUCUCAGGGAUCUCAAAAAAAAACAAUUUUUUUUUUUUUUGUAUUUUCUUUCACAAAAUAUAAUAAUUUCCUAUUUUUCGAUUUUUAAUCACAAAAAAAAAAAAAAUGUGUGAGCAGUGUGUGUUAUUUCUCUCACAGUAUAAAAAUAGUUUUCUAAUCAAAUUUCCUUAGGGAGGAUGGAGGCUAUAAUAUAACUUCAAAACUAAAAAAUCGUUUUUAACACAAACAAAAAUUUAAUAAAAAUUGUUUCAAAUGUUUAUUAAAUUUUUGUUUUAAAUACCAUUUUCCAGUUUUGAGUUUAUGUUAGGACCUCCAUCAAUAUAAAAAAAAAUGAUAAUUUUCCAUACCUCUUUUUAGUGAAAAUUAAAAAUGGAAAAUUAAUUUUAUUUAAAAAUUUUUAACUUAAUUAAAUGUAUAUUGUUUAUUUAUUUGUAAAUUUUAUAAUUGUUUAUUUUAAAAUUUAAUUUUCAUUUAAAUUAAUUACUAAUUACAAUUAUUAUAAAAAUUUUUAAUUUAUUUUAUAUAUUUUAUUUAUUAUUAUUAUUAUUAUUAUAAUUAUUAUUUUUAAAAAAUUUGGCACUUUGACAAAAACAAAAAAUUACAUUUCUUGAUAAUUUUGUUUACCCAUUUAUAUAAGUGAACAAAAUUAUAAUUAGUGCAAUACUUUAUAUAAAUAAAAUAGUGUGACUUUUACAUAAUAGAGAUCCCAGUAAAAAUAUACAGAUACGUCUUUUACAAAUAAUAAAAAUUAUAUAUAAAUACUUAAUUGCGUGACGUUUCUCUUAUAAUAUAUUGUCCCAUCUCUGAGGUUUAACAUGGAAAUUUUUCAAUAUAAAAAAAUAAUUUUAUUUGUCGAUUUUUAAAAUAGAUGAAAAAAUAUAUUUUCCAUUAAUUUUAAAAUGAAAAUUAAAAAAAAAACAAACUUUUAUUUACAUAUCUAUCUUGGAUAGAUAAUUUUUAAAAAGGAAAAAAAAGUCCAUCUUUAGAUGUACAUAAAUAUACGCAUCUAAACGUAUAUAAUAUUGUACGUGUAAAUAUAUGAUGAAUUAUAAAUCGUCAAUGUAUCAUAACAUAAUUCCUAUUAUAGACAUUACAUGAUUAUAAAUCAAGAAAAAUAAAAUUAUAAAUAAUAAUAAUUAUUAUUAUAGCAACUCAAAUAUAUUAUAUAUUACGAUCAGAAAAUGAAAACGAUAAAUAUUAUGUGAAAGAAAAAUGAUAAAUUAAUUAUCAUUUAUACAUAAUUGUAGAAAUGAGAAUAUUAGCUAAUUUUAAAUAGAUUUUUAAUUUUAAUAAUUUUUUUUCUUUUUUAAAUAUUAUUAUAUAGUUGUUUGUUAAAUAGUUAAAUUUCCCAAAAAAAAAAAAAAAAAUAAAGAAAUAAUCAGAAUUUUGCUACUGAUCCCUUUAAGAACGAAUAAAUUGAAUCCUUUAUCGAUAAGAAGAUUGAAGGUAAUAAUAACAACUAAUAAUUUAUUUAUGAAAGCACCGGAUUCUAUAUAUAUAUAUACUGAAUCGACCUUUUAAAUUUUAAAAGGUGUUAGGUUCGGAUUAAUAGGGUUUUAGCAUCGUAAGUAUACCACGUUGUAAUUAAAACUAUAUAAUUAUAGGAAUAAUAAAGAAAACGAAAUUACAUAAAAUAAA
Molecule: messenger RNA, 2756 nt
Organism: Leptopilina boulardi
Lineage: Eukaryota; Metazoa; Arthropoda; Insecta; Hymenoptera; Figitidae
Gene: nSyb
Product: synaptobrevin-1
Exons: 5
Coding region: 448-960 (170 amino acids)
Biological process (GO): vesicle fusion; vesicle-mediated transport
Cellular component (GO): plasma membrane; SNARE complex
Molecular function (GO): syntaxin binding; SNAP receptor activity
Source: RefSeq, a predicted model, not a curated record